GUCCCGGCGGGGCCGAAGGUCCCCGGCGGGCCCCGCCGCCCCGGGCGGGUCGCUGGGCGUGCCCGCGGUGCCCCCGUGCCCCCGAACCCCGCCCGGCGGCCGUGACGCGCGGGGCCCUCACGGGGAGGAGCCUCCGCCCUCCGCUCCCGCCAUCACCAAACUUUGCGCUGGUUCCCGGCGGCCGCCGCCGCCUCCUCCCGGCACAUGGCCCCGGCACCGCGGGGCUGAGCCCCGCCACCGCCCCCGCCCCCGGGCGCGGAGACACCGCCGACAGCGACACCGCCACCGCCGGAGCGACCGGUCACCGCCACCGCCGCUGCCCGGGUGCGGCGGCUCCCGGCGCGGCGCGGGAGGACGGGGCAGAGCGGCGAGGGGCGGCCGGAGGCAGCGGGGCCGGUGCCCAUGUGCCCGCGGUCGCGGCGGGGCGAUGAGGCCGCGAUGAGCACGGCGGGCGAGGGCACCCUCCGGCCCUGGAAGCCCGACCCGGGGCAGGCGGACGGGGGGCGGCCGCCCCCGCCGGGCCCGGCGCUGCCGCUGACCCUGAGCGUGCUGGCCUGGCUGGGCACCGGCACCACCAUGGCCGGCCUCAACAAGUGGAUCUUCGCGGCGCACGGGUUCCGAUACCCGCUGCUGCUCUCCUCGCUGCACAUGCUGUCGGGGGUGGCCGUGGGGUACCCGCUGGGCUGGGCGCGGGGUGCCCGCUCCCCGCGGCCCCGCGCCCGCAUCUACCUGCUCAGCCUCACCUUCUGCACCAGCGUGGCCCUGGGCAACCUGGGCCUGAGCUACGUGCAGCUGGACGUGGCCCAGGCCGUGGCCACCACCACGCCGCUGGUGACGCUGGUGCUGGGGGUGCUGGGGGGCCGGCGGCCGCACCCGCUGCAGUGCUGGGCCAUGGGCCCGGUGUGCGCCGGGGCCGCCUGCAGCAUCGCCGGCGGGCUCCGCUUCUCCCAGCCCGGCUGCGGCUUCCUGCUGGCCGCCACCGUGCUCCGCGCCCUCAAGUCCAUCCAGCAGAGUGUGCUGCUGCAGGAGGACCAUCUGGACGCGCUGUCCCUGCUCGGCCUGACGUCCCUGCCCAGCUUCGUGCUGCUGUUCGGGGCGGCCGUGGCGCUGGAGCUGGGCCCCUCGUGGCAGGGGGUGCUGCGCCCCGACGCCGCGCUCUGGGGCUGCGUCCUGCUCAGCUGCCUGGGUUCCGUCCUCUACAACCUGGCCACGUCCUGCCUCCUGUCCCUCACCUCCGCCCUCACGCUGCACCUCCUGGGCAGCCUCACCGUGGUGGGCAACCUGCUGCUGUCCCGCCUGCUGUUCGGCACGCGGCUGGGCGCGCUGGGCUACGCCGGCGUGGCGCUGACGCUGGCGGGGAUGGUGCUGUACCACCAGCCCCAGCUCCUGGCCGCGUGCUGGCCCCUGCGGGCGCCGCGGCGGCACCCGCGCCACGAGUAGGGGUCUGAGGGUGGUGCAGGGGCGAGGGAGGCUCUGAGCGAGGGCAGGGGGGCUGCGGAGCUCGGCUCAGCGAGCACGUGUGUGUGCUGAGGGGUGUUGUGCCAGGCACGCGUGUGUGCCAGUGUGUGUGACACUCUGCACGUGUGUGUGACUGUGCACGUGUCUGCCAGUGUGUGACACGCUGAGUGCACGGGUUUGCCAGUGUGCCCACAUGGGUGCUGAGGUGCACAGUGCUGUGCACAUGGGUGUGACUGUGCACACGUGUGUGCCAGUGUGUGUGCCACUCUGCACGUGUGUGUGUGUGCCAGUGUGCCUGGCUCUGUGUGCCCACGGGAGUGCUGAGGUGCACAGUGCUGUGCACGUGUGUGCCCGUGUGUGGCUCUGUGCACAUGUGUUUGCUGGUUUGCACAGCUCUGUGCACACACUUGUGGCUGUUUGCACAGCUCUGUGAGCACGUGUUUGCUGGUGUGCACAUGGUGUGUGCCAGUGUGUGUGACUGCACAUGUGUUACUGGUGUGCACAGCUCUGGACAUGUGUGUGCUGAUGUACACAGUGCUGUGCAUGUGUGUGCCAGUGUGUGUGGUACUGUGCACAUGGGUGUGCUGGCAUGCACAGCUCUGUGCACAUGUGUGUGCUGAGGUGCGUGGUACCAUGUACAUAGUGGGUGUCCCACUCUGCAUGGUUGUGUGUACAUGUGGUUUGCAUGGCUCUGUGCACACGUGUGCUGGGGUGCACAGUGCUGUGCACACGUGUUGGUGUGCAUGGCUCUGUGUACAUGUUUGUGGGUUUGCACAGCUCUGUGUGCACACACGUGUGCUGAGGUGCACGCUGCUGUGCACGGUGCUGUGCACACGUGUGUCAGUGUGCAUGGCUUUGUGUGCACAUGUGACAGUGUGCACAGCUCUGCGUGCACACACGUGUGCUGAGGUGCACAGUGCUCUGCACUGCACAUCCCUACUGAUGUGCAAGGCACUGUGCAUGGGUGUGUGCUGGUGUGCACAGCUCUGUGAGCACACGUGUGUUGAUGUGCACACGUGUGUUGUGUGAAGGCUCUGCAUGUGCAGGCAGGUCUUGUGCACGUGUGUGUUGGUACAGACUGUACAUAUGUGAGUGUGUGCACAGCUCUGUGUGCGUGUGGCACGUGUGUGCUGCUGUGCACAGCUCUGGGGGGGGGUCAGGCAGGUACAGGUGUGCACACAGGCUCUGUGCAGGCACCUGUGUGUGUGUGUGUGUGUGUGUGUGUGUGCAGCUGUGUGCCCCAGCUCCACACGUGCGUCCCCGUGUGCACAUGCAGGCUGGGAAUGCUCAGGGACAUGGCUGUGGAUACACGACCUGGAUACAGGACUUGGGGCAUCCGGCUGCUGUCCUGCCUGGGGAAACAGAACUGUCUGUGUGUGUGUGUGUGUGUGUGUGUGUGUGUGCGCACAUGUGUGUGUGGGUGUUCACACGUGUGUGUGUCACUACUGAGCUCUGCUGGCUGGAGUGGACGCUGGCUGUGUGUACACACUGCUCUCAUGGCCAAACAGGAUGCCCAGGACAGGGCAGGUGCGUGUCCCCUCCCCUGUCCCCAACCCCACCGUCUUGUGACAAUCCCAUGGGGCUGCCGGUGGUGCUGCCAGCGUCACCUUUGUCCCAGCUGUGCCCUUCCAGCCCCCACAGCUCCCUGUCCCCGUCCCUCCCAGCGUGCCGUGGCUGGCACAGACUGGUAUCCGUGGCAGAGAUGGCGAGAGCCCGGCUGAGGGGACGGGGACAGUCCAGACCACCCGCCAUCGCUCCAGGGCGGUGCCAGGCUGAGGCGUGGGACGAUGCUGGGCUGUGGCACAGCACACACUCACCAUGGCAGAGGGACAGCCCUGUGUGUGCCCUGGCACCGCCGGGGGCCGUGGGGGCCAUUGCCACGCUCGUGUCUCCGUGCCGGGGCCGAAGGACCCAGCUCCGAUUGCACUUGUCCCAAAAUAAAGCUCUAUUUUUGUCGUACGCCA
Pseudopipra pipra is the source of this 3422-nucleotide messenger RNA. It is a transcript of the gene SLC35E4, whose product is annotated as solute carrier family 35 member E4. The transcript has 2 exons. Gene Ontology annotation, cellular component: Golgi apparatus. Lineage: Eukaryota; Metazoa; Chordata; Aves; Passeriformes; Pipridae. The record is from RefSeq and is a predicted model, not a curated record. The coding region runs from base 403 to 1440 and encodes 345 amino acids. Gene Ontology annotation, molecular function: antiporter activity.